Kluyveromyces lactis is the source of this 699-nucleotide messenger RNA. RefSeq names its product ESCRT-II subunit protein SNF8 (gene SNF8). Gene Ontology annotation, biological process: protein transport to vacuole involved in ubiquitin-dependent protein catabolic process via the multivesicular body sorting pathway. Gene Ontology annotation, cellular component: ESCRT II complex. Lineage: Eukaryota; Fungi; Ascomycota; Saccharomycetes; Saccharomycetales; Saccharomycetaceae. The transcript has a single exon. The record is from RefSeq and is a predicted model, not a curated record. Bases 1 to 699 code for a protein of 232 amino acids.
AUGAAGAAAUUCGGUGUUGCGGCCUUCGGCGAGUCUGGUCAAUAUGAUCUUGCCUCGAACAAGUUAGGCUCACAGAAUAAUGAAUUGAAUGAGCAGCUUUCAAUCUUUCAAGUUAAACUAGUGGAAUUUGCCAGGCAACAUAAUAAAGAGCUCCGAGAUGUUCCCCGUUUUCGUGCGAAGUUUAUGAGAAUGUGCUCAGCGAUAGGCAUUGAUCCAUUAUCUAUAUUCGAUAAGAAUAGCCAUUUAUUCCAUAUAGAUGACUUCUACUAUCAGAUAUGCGUGAAGAUUAUAGAGAUUUGCCGGAACACAAAGGAUGUCAACGGUGGUGUUAUAUCUUUAGAAGAGUUGCAUGUCAAUUAUUUCAAGAACAUGAACAUAGAAAUGGAGGACAUUGAAAAGGCCAUUAUAAUGUUGGGACCCCUAGACGGUGGCUUUGAGUUGUUUACUAUAAGACAGAAAAAGUUCUUACGUAGUGUGCCAAAUGAACUUACGGAUGACCAGACUAAAAUUCUUGAAAUAUGUUCUAUCAUGGGAUAUGCCAGUAUAACUCUUCUUAGAGCCAACCUCAACUGGAAAAGAGUAAGAAGUCAGUCAGUUUUGGAUGGAAUGGUGGCAUCUGGACUAAUUUGGGUUGACUCACAGUCUCUGGAAGGAGAAGUGUUGUACUGGGAUCCGUCUUGGAUCAUCAACUUAAGCUGA